AUGCUGGCCUUAGCCAGGCACCGCAGCGCGCUGCGACAAGCACUGCCCGCAGCGGCCCAGGCUCUGGCUGCACAGCUGCAGCAGGAGCGUGGAAUGAAGUUGUUCGAGAUCUUCAGCAAGGAGCAGCGGGCGAAGCGCAAGGCGCAGCUCAAGGAGGAGAUGCAGCGGGGCUAUUUCGACGACUUCCGGGACUUCAGAGACAGCAAGGGCAAGGUGUUCCGGGCGCCCGAGCGGCUGGUGCCCGCCUCCCAUGCUCCGGCUUUCCCACGCAUGCAAGUGGUGCAGUCGGAUGGCAGCCCCGCCACAUUCCCGCCCCCCGAUGCCAGCAGCAGCAGCAACAGCGACAGUCAGGAAGCAGCAGGCGCAGCAGCGGCAGCAGCAGAAGCUCCCAGCAGCAGCAGCAGCAGCGGCGACGGUGGGGAAGCAGGUGGCGGCCUGCAACCGUGCGCAGCCAGUCUGGUGUGCCUGGCAUUCCGGGCGGGGGCGCAGCCAAUGCUGGAAGCGUGGGCAUCACCCUUCAGCGAGCACUUCCAGGGGCGCAGCGGCGUGGCUCUGUACGAGCUGGCAAUAGUGGAGGGCAUGGUCCUGCGCAUGUGGCCCUUCAAGCAGCUGCUGCUGCGCAGCGGGGCCGGCGCCGCCGCCAAGUAUGCCCUGCCCUGCCGCCACCUGCACCACUUUGGCGACAUGCAGGCGCUGCGCCAGGCGCUGCAGCUGACCAACCUACUGACCGGGUACGUGUUUUUGGUGGACUCCCGCGGGCGGCUGAGGUGGCGGGGCAGCGGCAACCCCUCGGCCCAGGAGCUGCAGACGCUGCUGCGCUGCACCGAGGAGCUGCUGGCGCAGGAGCAGCGGCAGCAGCGCUGA
Messenger RNA from Chlorella variabilis, 864 nucleotides. RefSeq lists its product as hypothetical. Gene Ontology annotation, biological process: mitochondrial proton-transporting ATP synthase complex assembly. The transcript has 6 exons. Bases 1 to 864 code for a protein of 287 amino acids. The record is from RefSeq and is a predicted model, not a curated record. NCBI's taxonomy places the organism in Eukaryota, Viridiplantae, Chlorophyta, Trebouxiophyceae, Chlorellales, Chlorellaceae. Gene Ontology annotation, cellular component: mitochondrial inner membrane.